Messenger RNA from Colletotrichum abscissum, 936 nucleotides. RefSeq lists its product as uncharacterized. Bases 1 to 936 code for a protein of 311 amino acids. The record is from RefSeq and is a predicted model, not a curated record. Gene Ontology annotation, biological process: Golgi organization; intra-Golgi vesicle-mediated transport; protein transport. Gene Ontology annotation, cellular component: COG complex; membrane. The transcript has a single exon. NCBI's taxonomy places the organism in Eukaryota, Fungi, Ascomycota, Sordariomycetes, Glomerellales, Glomerellaceae.
AUGGCCAAUCUCGGCAUCCAAUCGCCAACGCGGCAAACAGCAGCCUUCCACCUCCCCUCCUCAUCCUCCUCCUCCGUCGCCUCCGGCUCCGGCUACGAAGACGACGACGCCCCGCUCCCUUUCCCCGCCGCCCUCCCGCGAUCCGACUUCCUCGCUCCCGGCUUCCACCCGGCAAACUACCUCUCCGCCCUCCCGCACCGCCACCAGACCCUCGACGACCUCAAAGCAGAGCUCCGCGACCGCAGCGCCGCCAUCAGCGCCGAGCUGCUGGAGCUCGUCAAUGGGAACUACACCGCCUUCUUGUCUUUGGGCAACGAGCUGCGUGGCGGCGAAGAGAGGGUUGAGAAUGUGCGUGUUGCCAUGCUCGGGUUCCGGAGGGCCGUGGAGGAGAUCAAGGGGAAAGUGAGGACGCGCGGGGAGGAGGUCCAGGGGUUGAGCGGGGAGUUGAGAGAGGUAAGGAGGGGUAUUGAGACCGGGAGGAAGAUGCUUGAGCUGGAUGAGAGAGUGUCUUCGCUCGAGGAGCGGCUUUCGCUUGCGAGUCUGCCUGGGAAGGCAAAGACGGGUGACGGCGGCGAGGGAGAGGAAGAAGAUGAUGACUGGGACGCGGAUGAUAGCGAGGAGUCUGACGAGGAAGAGGAUGAUGAUGAUGUGGGCGGGCUGGUGGGUAGCAGCCCUGCGAAGCUGGCUGGCUUUACGCAAGACUUUUGCAUCGUCGAAGCUCUGGCGGACGCUAUUGGAAGGGAUACCCCGUUUGUGGUCAAGGCUGAGGCUCGAAUGGUGAGGUGUCGGAACACAAUUCUCCUGGAUCUCGGCACGGCGAUGAAGGAAGCACGCAAGGCGGGCAAGAAGGGCCAGGCGAGGACAGUCAAGUACUUGGGCUUGUACGGAUUGCUUGACGCCCAGGCUGAGGCGAUCAGGGCCCUCAAGAGCAGCUGA